Molecule: messenger RNA, 2276 nt
Organism: Alternaria rosae
Lineage: Eukaryota; Fungi; Ascomycota; Dothideomycetes; Pleosporales; Pleosporaceae
Product: FAD/FMN-containing isoamyl alcohol oxidase-like protein MreA
Exons: 4
Coding region: 184-2067 (627 amino acids)
Molecular function (GO): FAD binding; oxidoreductase activity
Source: RefSeq, a predicted model, not a curated record
UCUGGUCAUCACCAGCUUGCAUGCUUGUGGGGCAUAUCGCGAGCAGUAGAGAAGAGGGGCGUUGCCAGCACAGUUACCAGAAGCCUGUAUAAGGCGUCGUCGUGAUAGCCUCCAAGAGAGCAAGCCUCGUCCUGUAGGCCUUUUGAUAUCAUCAAUUUCGAUUCUGAAUUCACGCUUUCCGAAAUGGUCUCCGGGCCCUCACUUCUUUCAAUCCUUCUUGUGGCGCAAGCUGCUUUUGCAUACAACUUCGCAUACGAAGGUAUACAGUUGACCGACUUGGAUGUCGGGGACAACCCUGAUCUAGCUUUUGGCAGCGCAAGGACGGGCGACCUACCAUCGUGCAAGAGCUACCCAGGUUAUGACGGCUGGCCAUCAUCGCCGCAGUGGAGUAGUCUGAACGUCAGUCUUGGAGGCACAUUGCUCAGGGGUGUCCCACCUGCUGCCGCCUGCUAUGAGGGCGAGUAUAAGGAUGCUGCAAAGUGUUCAAACGUCAGGCGACGUCAAGCCGAUGCUCUCUUCGCCAAGGAAGACCCAUUGAUACCGUUUGGGCAGUGGACUCUACAUAACCCGUGUCCCGUACCUGCAGCUAGCACCGCGCGUCCGCUGUCUGACUGCAAACUCAUCAGCUUUCCUGCAUAUGUCGUCAAUGCUACCACGGUCAAAGACGUGCAGCUUGCGGUCAAUUUUGCAAGAAAUAACAAUGUCCGGUUGACGAUCAAAAACACCGGUCAUGACUUCCUCGGCCGAAACACUGGCGGUGGCGCACUUCAAGUCUGGGUGCAUCGCAUGAAAGCAUUUGAGUACUUACCGACUUACAGAGUUGGUCAGUACAGUGGUCAAGCGGCCCAAGUUGGAGCAGCGCUCGAACAGCAUGAAGUCUACGACGCCAUGGGUACACAUGGCAUAACGCUUUUAGCUCCAGGGUCUUCUACUGUUGGAGCUUAUGGCGGUUACAUGCAAGGCGGAGGGUUCUCGUACAUCACAUCAAAGUACGGCCUAAUGGCGGACCAGAUACUUGCCCUAGAAAUUGUCACUGCGGAUGGCAGGUUCGUACAUGCAGAUCCGACGGAGAACACGGAUCUGUUCUUCGCCGUUAGAGGUGGCGGACCUGGAAACUUCGGCAUCGUUACAUCUGCGAUUGUAAAAGCGUAUCCGCCCACGACAGUCGCGCGAAGCGACUUCACAUUCCAAACCGGCCCAGUGUCUAGCAACGACAAGACCACCGUUCGUGUAUCUAACGAAACCUUCUGGAAGGGCAUGGAGGUAUACUUCGCGCACAACCUACGCAUCAACGAUGCUAAGGGUAUCAUGUCGAACUUCAUAACCACAACCGCUCGCACCUUCACCCUAUCAAACCAAAUCACCAAGCCUGGCAUCACCGCCGAAGAGAUGAAAGCGCUCAUGAAGCCACUCAUCAAAGACCUCAACGAUAUUGGCAUUCCUCUGACCAACCCCGAGCCAAAAUUCUGGAAUACUUAUGCAGAGUUCGGUGCCCUGCCCGGCGGUCCAAGUGGAGGAAUAAGUAACAGCCGUCUCGUAUCUCGCUUGGUCCCCCGUUCCAAUUUCGAAAACCCAACCUCCCAAACCUUCAACGCUACCAUGGCGGCGAUCCGCUCAUUCGUAGAAGAAGGCGGCUACAGCUUUCACUCCGUCGACUACGCACCAACCUACGAAACAGCCGGCUACCCUGGCUCCGACUCCGCUGUCUCACCGCACUUGCGCAACGCAGUCAUGCAUAUGACCGGCUUCGAUAGUCGGCAAUAUGAUGCUAGCCUCUCUGACGAGCUCUGGAAGUCAUCGCAUGCUCGCCUCAACUCGUAUGUGCAGAAGCUGAGAGAUGCGACGCCGCUUAGUGGUGCGUAUAUGAAUGAGGCGGAUGUUGCGGAGCCGGAUUUUCAGUAUAGUAUGUAUGGUGACAACUACAAAAGGUUGCUGAAGGUCAAAAGGGGAAGAGAUCCUUGGGGUUUGUUCUAUGCGGUUACGGGUGUGGGCAGCGAGGACUGGUUUGUCGAAGGGACAGAAGGAUUGCCCACUCAGCAGGGUCGACUAUGUAAGGUUGGUGCAUAGGGUACAUUGGGUGGGUAACUUGCCAGAUGUUGUGCAUUGGCUGUCAUGCACGUAGCCACGAUACGAAACUGAGUGAAGCGGAAACGCUCCACACGACUGUUAGCAAUAUGGACAAAGAAAUCAUUGUGACAUACAAUGUCUUAUUAGGUAUAUAUGCUUUGAGACACUUGACUAUCUACAUAGAAGUGCACGCUUACAUUAGUCUUGCC